GCGGGUCAAACUCUUGUUUGUCUUCUUAUCGCCGCGAUGGUUGGAGCAGAGGUGCAGGAACAUCUCUCACCCGAGUGUAAACAGUUCUUGUACAUGGGCACGCUGCCUCGAGGGCUCGAGGAACAGCCUUUUAAGAAGAUCUGCCAGUUCUACGAGGGAAACCCACGAUUUGUCACCCUGUAUGACACCACCAACCACAUUCCUAUCUAUUCCGCGUACACCUUCAAACGUUCGGAUGGCUUCAAGAAGGUUGACGUGCCCUGGAUGUAUGAGCCACAGCUCUCCACAGUGUCUGGCCCCAGAGAGAUGCAGUCAUUCCCUUCAGAAUAUGUCCAUAACAGUUUUGAGGAUGCUCAGGCCGUGCUCGAUGACUACUCUGACAGUGUAAUCUUUGAGCGUGGUCAGCUGAAUCCAGACGAGCACCAGGGUCAACCUGAUGACAAAGCAUCCACCUACACCCUGACAAACGUGGUCCCUCAGGUCAGAGAGUUCAAUAUAGGCCCCUGGAAACACCACGAGCACACCAUCCGCAAGCGGCUCAACAACUACUGCCGCGGAACCGCCUAUGUGGUCACCGGGGUCACCACCUCGGGCCACAUGAUCCGCCGCAACAACAUCAACCGCCUGGGUAUCCCCACAUACCUCUGGUCAGCCUACUGCUGCGUUGAUUUCGACCACAACGCACCGUACGCGGAACGCUCAAAGUUUCCUGCGUUCGCAGCUUACGGGCUCAACGAGAGGGAGAAUAACAAGGUUCAAGAGAUGACGGUGCAGCAGCUGGAGGACUUCCUGAAGAAAGUAACCUAUGUCGGCGGCUCUUUCCAGCUCUUCUAUGACAACUGUGUGCCUCCUAAUAGUGCCUUGCGCAUAGCUUAAAAUAGAAGAGAAUGUCCUCCAGGGAGGAAGGGAUUCAUCAUUUCAUUAGUUAUUCUGCAUUUUGUACUCUCCCUGGGUAAA
Molecule: messenger RNA, 957 nt
Organism: Larimichthys crocea (large yellow croaker)
Lineage: Eukaryota; Metazoa; Chordata; Actinopteri; Sciaenidae
Product: endonuclease domain-containing 1 protein
Exons: 2
Coding region: 37-876 (279 amino acids)
Molecular function (GO): nucleic acid binding; hydrolase activity; metal ion binding
Source: RefSeq, a predicted model, not a curated record